Messenger RNA from Saccharomyces paradoxus, 3219 nucleotides. RefSeq names its product Lec1p (gene LEC1). The record is from RefSeq and is a predicted model, not a curated record. Lineage: Eukaryota; Fungi; Ascomycota; Saccharomycetes; Saccharomycetales; Saccharomycetaceae. Gene Ontology annotation, molecular function: phosphatidylinositol binding. Bases 1 to 3219 code for a protein of 1072 amino acids. The transcript has a single exon.
AUGAUUUCACAAAAUAUCCCGGUUUUAAAUCCAACGGAGGAGCACUAUUUGAAGAGAGAACUGCUUCGAUGCCAAUUGGAUCAUGAAAUUGAAGCGCUAAACGAUCAGUUUGCCUUGAGAAAGUUUGGAUACCCAUUUUCACCAAACGAUCCGACAGCUCCACAGCCCACCUCAAAUAACGAUUCAUCACCGGUGCUCGGUGGCAAAGGCCAUUUUAGCGUUAAUUAUCCCAUGUUGAGUUAUGUUUUACAAGAAUUUAUAUCUACAUUCCCUUUACUUUCAACUAAUUUGUUGGUUGAUGAAAAGUUCUGGCAGAGUAAGGUUCAAGUUUUUUUUGAACAUUUUAUGAGUCUUGGUUUCAGUGAAAGUUACGAUAGGGAGGAAGCUUCAAAGAGGAAGAAAGUUUCCAAAAAGCUAUCAAAGGUUAUUCUGUUACUCUUCAACUCUGGUGUUGGCUCUUCCCAAGAGCAAGCGUAUUAUAAUGAGGAUAAAUUUGUUUUACAGUCAGGCCAAGCGAGGAAACGCUCUAAUAUUGAGAAAUUUGCGAUGCCAACUAAAGAAAAUUUGGAGAAUUUGCUUACGAACGAAUCUGUUUUCAUCAAUGGUUGGGAUGUUAAUAUUAUAUCUGUAUUUGGCAAGAAUUCACGGAGAUCUACUGAAAAUGUUGAAAAUGCUAGGUCUCCCAAAUCUACGCCAAUCUCGAGUCCCAAAAGCCAUGGUAUAAAAUCAUUUGCGUCCACUUCUAAAUGGAUGAAGAAUGCUUUCAGCAACACUAUCAAUAGUACCAUAAACAGUAUGCCCGAAUCCUCAGCAUCUUUGUUUUCGAAGUUAUCUCUUGGUGUGUCUUCAACUAAGAGCAAUAGAUCUAGAAAACACCAUUAUUUCUUGAUCAAGAUCAAAAAGCAAGAAGAUGAAGCUUACCAUAACGGUAAUGAAGAGAACGGUAAAAGUGAUUGCCUCAUUGAAUAUUUCUAUAUAACAAGGACUUACAGUGACUUUAAAAAACUAUCUCAUGAUUUAAGAUCAGAAUUUCCGGGGAAGAAAUGUCCGCGUUUACCUCAUAGAAACAAAAAAGUGACAUCUAUGGUGACUAAAACGGAAGUGUUACGUAAUAGCCAAUCUAAAUCGGCAACCCGGGAAAGAAUUGUCAAUACUUUUGAUACUGAUUUACAGUCUGCAUCGGAAUCAGAUAAUUCUUCAUUUCUACACACAACGAAUGAAUUAUCUGCUACUGAAACAGUCCUUACAGAAAAAGAAACUGAAACUCUGAGGAAAAAUAUCUUGGACGAGAUCAAAGAAGAAGAGCAUAUUGAUGAGGACGAGGAUGAGGAAGACGAGGAAGGAGAAGAAAGUGAUUUUGACGAAUACAAAGAUGCAUCCGAUUCAAAAGUCAAUACUUUGGUAGGUGAAAAAAUGAGAACUUCAUUAAGGCAAUAUUUAAGAAGUUUGUGUAAAGAUGCAGAGGUGUCACAAAGCACGUCUAUUCGCCGGUUCUUCCUGAGUGGGCCUAAUUUAGAUGUUAAGGACUUAAAUCCGAAAAUAACAGACGAUAUUAGAAACAGGGCGCUGAUAGAUGUGAGUAAUUUGGAGAACCAAAUACGUUUUCAACAGAUGGCAUUAGAAAAAUCUUUAAAAUUGCAAGAUUCAAUGAAAGAUUUCAAAACAUCCUUAUUAAAAGAUGAAAAAUACUUGAUGAGGCUUCUGGGAGAAAUUAAGGAUAACACAAAAGUUGAAGACCUAUCACCACUUUUACAAGACUUUGUCGAAUGGUGUAAAAUUUAUAUUUCCUCGAUGAUUUAUCAGAUGUUUCUGGGUAACGAUAACAGUUAUGAACUCUAUACACAAGUCAGACGACUGCAUAAACUCAUGCCAUAUACAGUUAUGGGACAGAUCAUGAAAUUUACUAAUCCAAUAGCGAUUAUGAGGGGGAUGAUUGAAUUAUUUAUGGCCCAACCUUUUGGUGGUCAUUCGCUCUUGCAAACAAUGUUUUCCACAAUAUUGACAGAUGAUUUGAAAACUCAAAAAGUGGCUAUAAAGGAAUUAGAAAGCAAAAUUGCCGAGAUGGAUCCAGGCGCGCCAGUUGUGAUUAAAUGCUUGAAAGAUUUUGUUUUUAAUAAUACUAAGGAUGAAUACGACGCUAAACUCUUUACUAUGGACACAGUAAAUGCAGAAUCAGAGUCCAUGAAUAUGCCUGUGCCAUUGAUAAUAUUAAUGAAAAGUGCAGCUGCAAAUCUGAUUUCAGACGAGGUUGUCGCAGGACUUAUUGAAUCCUAUUCCUCAUGGAAACUUCAGAGAGAAGGUAUGGACACAUUAACUGUAACUAGUGAAGAUUAUUCAGGUAGCUACUUUGCACACGUCAAAGAUUUAUUGCAAUUGUAUAUCAAAGAACAUGAUAAACAACUCAUGAGACAGCUAUGGCAAGAUCCGGAAUUAACUCAAAUGCUGAAAGCAAUUGUAACCAUGAUUUAUGAACCUAUGGUCAAGAUCUUCAAAGUUGCAAGGAUGGAUGUUGCUUUGAAAAAUUUUGAGAAGUUUAUGAGUGAUUUGAUUAAGCUAGUCGAUGAUGUUAUCAAUGGUCAGUUGGGAGUUUCUACACAGUUUAAUGUCGUAGAAGAAAUUCAUAACUUAGUAACCAAACAUCAAGAUGCCUUUUUUGAGUUUAUUCAUGAUGUGUAUUUGAACGAUUCAGAAGGAAUUUUUGAAGGUUUUAUUACCUGGAUUACUACAAUAGUAAAAUUUUUGCAAAAGAGUAAAUUUGGAGAGCCGAGUGAGAGGAUUGACUUUAAUAAAUUGAUUUGUAGAGAAAACAUCGAUAUUGAUGUCAAGCUUUUGAAAAUUCAAGUUAAUGGUGUUCUUAAUAAGAAGAUUGGUGCUAGGAAAAUUUACAAGAAGUUGUUAGAUUUGAAGGUUAAACAAGGGGCUAAACAAAAUAACAAGAACGCGGCUGGAUUGCUUCAAAAGAAUUGGAGUGAUAUAAACUCAUUGGUUAUGCCUUCGAGCUCUGGGUCAUUUGGGCUCGGAGAUGGUGAAUUGGUAGAUUUGGAUCUUGAUACAGCUGAUUAUGAUUUUCUACAUAAAGAUAAUGAAGUUGAAUUAGAAAAGCAAUACCAAGAUUUAUUGAAUCUGGUUGUUGACGAAAGUGAAAUUGAUAAACUGAGAUCUCGAGUUUUUGCGCAAGAGUUGAAAAAUUAUUUAGAAGCCCAAGUGGCUAAAAGGUAA